Lycium ferocissimum is the source of this 396-nucleotide messenger RNA. RefSeq lists its product as uncharacterized. The transcript has a single exon. NCBI's taxonomy places the organism in Eukaryota, Viridiplantae, Streptophyta, Magnoliopsida, Solanales, Solanaceae. The record is from RefSeq and is a predicted model, not a curated record. The annotation marks the transcript as partial.
AUGGAUUGGGAAGAGGUGACCAAGCUCAGGUUGUUUCAACUCAAUGAAAUGGAUGAAUUUUGGUACCAGGCAUAUGAGAGUGCUGCACUUUAUAAAGCGAGGAAGAAGCAGUAUCAUGACAAGAAAAUCCUGAAGCGAGAAUUCUACAAGGGUGAUCCUGUCUUGCUGUUUAACUCUUGGUUGAAGUUGCUACCGGGCAAGCUAAAAUCAAGGUGGUCUGGUCCGUUUGAGGUGGUAGGUGUUUCACCCCAUGGGGCGAUUGAACUGAAGUCCGGAGAUGGAACUCGGACAUUUAAGGUGAAUGGGCAGAGGGUGAAGCAAUAUCACGAAAUAUUUGAUGGGGAUAGAAUUGUUGACCGAUAUCGGUUGAAGCACCUUGGAACAAAUAUUGACCAG